Molecule: messenger RNA, 2212 nt
Organism: Bufo gargarizans (Asiatic toad)
Lineage: Eukaryota; Metazoa; Chordata; Amphibia; Anura; Bufonidae
Product: gastrula zinc finger protein XlCGF17.1-like
Exons: 3
Coding region: 262-1194 (310 amino acids)
Cellular component (GO): nucleus
Source: RefSeq, a predicted model, not a curated record
CUUCCAUGACUGUAGAGCAGAGAACAGUUUUGAGGGUCAGAUUCCCCCAUCACAUAUAGACAAUGUAUUCAGUCACUGUGUGUAUUUCCUAUAGAUGGAUCCAGUCAGAGAAAUCCACCAGAGAGAUGUCCCAGUCCUCUGUAUUCCAAGGACUGUCCAGAGGAGAAACCAAAUGUCCCACUGGAUCGUCAGGAAAGUUCAGAUGGAACGACGAGUGGACUUGAAAAACCUGCAUCAGUGUCUGUGAAUGGUGAAGACAGGAUGACAGUAUACCAUAAGCAUCUCCAUUUACCUUCCUGUCAUGAAGUAGAAGAUAACAAUAUCACACAAGAUAAUUCUAUGACUCCUAAUGUACCCUCAGUCCUUCACAGUGAAAAUCUCUCCUCCGAUACCGCUGGUCACAAGAAACCUUCAUCUAGACAAUCACUAAUUGGCAAAACAAGAACUAAACAGAAACGUGGGAAACAUUUUAAAAGGAAAUCUAAUCUUUCCUUACAUGAGAAAAAUCAAAGAGAUAAAAGGUCAUUUUCAUGCUCAGAAUGUGGAAAAUCUUUUACCAGUAAAUUCAUUCUGGAUGGACAUCAGAGAAUUCACACAGGGGAGAGACCAUUUUUAUGUUCAGAAUGUGGGAAAUGUUUUAGUCGAAAAUCUAAUCUUUUGUACCAUCUAAGAAUCCACUUACGGGAAAUGUCAUUUUUGUGUUUAGAAUGUGGGAAAUGCUUUAGUCAGAAUUCAGAUCUUCAUAGACAUCAGCGAGCUCACACAGGGGAGAAGCCACAUUUAUGUCCUGAAUGUGGGAAAUGUUUUAGUCAGAAAUCAGAUCUUGUUACACAUCAGAGAACUCACACAGGCGAGAAACCAUUUUCAUGUCCUGAAUGUGGGAAGUGUUUUAGUCAGAGUUCAGAUCUUCAUAGACAUCAGCGAGCUCACAAAGGGGAGAAGCCACAUUUAUGUCCUGAAUGUGGGAAAUGUUUUAUUCAGAAAUCAGAUCUUGUUACACAUCAGAGAACUCACACAGGGGAGAAACCAUUUUCAUGUAUUGAUUGUGGAAAGUAUUUUAGUCAGAAAUCACAUCUUGUUACACAUAAGAGAACUCACACAGGGGAGAAACCAUUUUCAUGUCUUGAUUGUGGAAAGUAUUUUAGUCAGAAAUCACAUCUUGUUAAACAUCAGAGAACUCACACAGGGGAGUAACCAUUUAUGUGCCCAGAAUGUAGUAAAUAUUUUACUGUGAAAUCAGCUCUUGUAGAACAUCUGAGAACUCACACAGGGGAGAAACCAUAUUCAUGUCCUGAAUGUGGAAAGUGUUUUUGUCACAAAUCAAGUUUUGCUACACAUGAGAGAACUCACACUGAAGAGAAGCCACUAUUGGUCAGAAGUACAAGACAUAAUGCAACUCAUACAUUCUUACAACAGAUGGCAAGAUCUCAGUCUGUGAAGCAAUUAUAGAUGCAAGCUAUGUCUUGUCAGGUCUUGAUUUAAGGCUGACAGUGAUGUGAAGAGAAAUUCAGCACUGCACAGAGAUCUAGGUAAAAUCUCUUUAUUCCAUGCAAGAAAACAUCUGACAGAUCAGAAUAGAAGUAGUUAACAUGUUUCAGACCCAAUGGUCCUUACUCAUAGCAUAAUUGGCUACCUGCUCCAAGGACAGUGGCAGUUGAAGAGUUUGACUGGGGCAGCACACCUGUCAAACCAUAACACAGGUGUUUUAAGGUGAUCUCAUAGAGGACUAUGCUAUAAGUAAAGACUGUUGGGUCUGAAAUGUGUAAACGACUUCUGUAUAGGUAUGUUGAUGUUUUAUCACAUGAAAAAAAAAGAGAUUUCAUAAGGCUCCCGUGCAGCGCUGGAUUUAACGUGUUUGGUCCAUUCCUCCAAAGCCUUUUAUGCACUUUGGGACUAUCCAUGAGAAGGAUGGUGAGCUAGACUGUCUUCUUUAUUUAGAGAUGACAAUCUAUGCUUUAAACAAGACCAUGGUCCAAGGCCUUUAGAAACAGGUCCCAGUGAAAGCUGCAUAUACCUUCAGCUCUCACUCAAUAGAUGUUUUCUAAAGUCUAUACGUUCCGAUGUGGGGCAGGUGGUAAUCCUGGUCUUACUUAACCACUUCCAGAGUGGGCCAUUUACCCCCUUCCUGACCUAGCCUAAUUUAGCAAAUCUGACAUGUGUCACUUUAUGUGGUAAUAACUUUGGAACGGUUUUACUUAUCCAAGCCAUUCAG